Molecule: messenger RNA, 723 nt
Organism: Plenodomus lingam JN3
Lineage: Eukaryota; Fungi; Ascomycota; Dothideomycetes; Pleosporales; Leptosphaeriaceae
Cellular component (GO): cytoplasm
Molecular function (GO): protein-lysine N-methyltransferase activity
Source: RefSeq, a predicted model, not a curated record
AUGACAGCGCCCACACAUCUUGAACCAUCAGAGCUGGGCACAAAAUCCUAUUGGGACGCCGCGUAUACCCUUGAAAACUCCAAUUUUUCUUCCAACCUUACCGAUGAGGGCACAGUCUGGUUCAGCGACGCAGGUGCAGAGGAGCGCAUGCUAGCGUUCCUCGAGGAACUUGCCGAAGAGGAAGUAUUGCACAAAGCAGCUGAAUCUGAAGACAGAGGCGCAUCACGAUUCCUCGAUUUAGGGACAGGAAACGGCCACCUCCUUUUUGCGCUGCGGGAAGAGGAGUGGAACGGAGAGCUAGUGGGCAUAGAUUAUUCCGAUCACAGCGUUACGCUCGCAGAAACCAUACGCUCUGCGAAGGAUGAGAGGUACGCAGAUAUUGCUUUCCACGCUUGGGAUAUCUUGUCGCAAAGCCCUGGGAAGUGGUUAGGAAGCGGCUUUGACGUGGUGCUUGACAAAGGCACGUUCGAUGCCAUCUGUCUCUCGCAAGAUACAGAUGCGCAAGGUCGCAGGAUUUGCGAAAGCUACAGACAGAAGGUAGAACCUUUGGUCAAAAAUGGAGGACGGUUUCUCAUAACAAGUUGCAAUUGGACAGAGGAGGAAUUGAAGGGAUGGUUCAACACUGGCAGCUUCAUAUUGGAGGGCAAAGUAAAGUACCCAAGCUUCACAUUUGGUGGCAAGACUGGGAGUAGCGUCGUUACGCUGUGCUUCCGCAAAUCGUGA